This is a messenger RNA of Pieris napi, 3299 nucleotides long. RefSeq names its product KRAB-A domain-containing protein 2-like. Gene Ontology annotation, molecular function: nucleic acid binding. NCBI's taxonomy places the organism in Eukaryota, Metazoa, Arthropoda, Insecta, Lepidoptera, Pieridae. The transcript has 2 exons. Gene Ontology annotation, biological process: DNA integration. The coding region runs from base 684 to 2312 and encodes 542 amino acids. The record is from RefSeq and is a predicted model, not a curated record.
AACUUUUUGUCACAAUAUUAGCGUUUUAGACCCUAAUUUUGUUAGCAAAAUCCUAUUUUAACACAGCACAAAUGAAAUAAUUAGCAACAGAAUGGAAAAAUUUACGGAAAUAUUUAAGAAAAUUAUUAAUUUUACAGACCUAAAUUUAACAGCUUACACUUACCACCAAACAAUAUCUUUAAAAUUAAUUUAAUUACAUAUAUAUGACGCAGUAAAGUAGUUAAAUCAGAGAGUUAAUUGAAUCCCUAGACAGUUCAUUAAAGAUCGAUAUUCAAUCACGUCAAAGUUAACUAUCUGUCUGACCGAAAGCCAGCGUGUUGAUUAAUCAUCUAAAACAAGAUGGCGGUCACGACAACAGCUGAUUACUUUUAGAGUCUUUCCUUUGGCGAACGUUGGGCAACGUUGGUUAAUGGUUUGUUGUUUCAAAUUGUGGUCUUUGGUGAAAUUGUAAACUUGUUGUCGACUCCGCCAUGAUUAUUUCGUUUGUUAUUGUUAUUUCGGUGUGAUUGUGAAGAACUGAGAGCUUGGAAAUUACGUGUUUUGUUUUAUUGUAAAUGGUUACUCAGCAAAAUUAAGAAGAAGAGCCUAGUUUUUGUAGUGAGUUCUUGUCGCAAACAUGACUUUACUAGUAGAAGACUCGACACGUUCGUUCAAAGAAACAUUUUACGAAAAGCUUUUGGAAGAUGAUGAGCGACAUCAAGGUAGGAUCUACAAGAAAGUCUUGGACGCGGCAAAGAAUUAAUGACGUAAUCAACAAUGUGAAGAAUGCUAGGGUGACCAUGCUUACACGGGGAAAUAAAACGUCCAUGAACUAUUACUGGUUGGCCAAAUAUGACAUAAUGACGACAGGUGGUGAAGAAUAUUUAACCUUCAAAAGAAAAGCGGCAGAAGAACCAAUUAUUCAAAUUGUUGCCCGUGAAGACUAUUUUGACAUCCUGCUGAGUGCCCACAAGAGCUGUGGACACGGAGGGCGAGAUAAAAUAGUAUACUCCCUGAAAUCAAAAUUUUAUAUACCCGUAAGAGCAAUUCAAUUGUUCUUAGCUCUGUGCCCUACGUGUGACGCAAAAAGACACGCUCCCAGAAACAGUAUAGUUACGCGACCAAUCGUGUCACAAGACUUCAAUAUUAGAGGACAAGUCGAUUUGAUUGACUUUCAAUCGUGCUCCGACGGUGACUUCAAGUGGUUAUUAAAUUAUCAGGAUAAUGCCACCAAAUUUGUAAGUCUUCGCCCCCUGAAAUCUAAACGAGGAUCAGAAGUUGCCAUGGAGCUCAUGAAAAUAUUUAUGACAUUUGGGGCGCCCUACAUUUUACAAUCAGACAAUGGACGUGAGUUUACAGAAAACAUCAUAGAAGAACUGACUGCAAUGUGGCCUGAAUUCAAAAUUAUACACGAGAGCCCAAGAAGACCUCAAACGCAAGGGAGUGUAGAGAGAAGUAACCGGGAUGUGGAAAACAUGCUGCGAAUGUGGAUGAAAGAUAAUAAAUCAACUAAUUGGUCAGUCGGGUGCUAUUAUGUUCAAUACCAAAAAAAUUCAUCAUUCCAUCGGAUAAUUGGCCGCUCACCAUAUAAAGCCUUAUUUGGUAAUGAUCCAGACCAGAAAAUUAUUUCAGACCAAGUUAGUAAUUCUAAUGACUACGCGGCUACAACCCUUACAAUUCAAAGUGACGAGAUCGUGAACGAACAAAUUCCAAAGGUUAAAACAGAAGAAGACCAGCUUGAAGCUGUACAGGUCUCAAUUAAUGAAUCAGAAGAAGCCCAGCUUGUGAAAGUACCGGUCUUAAAAAAGGAACCAGAAGAAACCCACCUUAUGGACGUACAUGUUUUAAUAAAUAAACCAGAAGAAACCCAGCUUGUCAGGAACCAAGCGCAUAUUGGCAUAAAGCGUGCGGCAGAAAUAAUGAUAGACAAUACUGCCAAAAAAUUUAAACCACUGAAUCUUGGUAGUAGCGUUCUUAUCAACGUGCCUGAAGUGGAUCGAGGACCCCUGGACACCAAAAUUAUAAGAGGAAGGGUUGUAGAUAUCCGCAAUGGUGUUUAUAGAGUAGGGACGAAAACUGGAACUAUAAAAAACUGGUUUCCGAGGCAUGAAUUGCAAGAGCCGGUGGAUGAUUACCAUGAUGAUUUAUUGGAUGUCCCAAUUUCAUUAAGAGAAGCUGUUAGGAAUGAGUCCAUAUUUGGAGGACAGGGCUUCCAAAAGUGCACCUGCAAGCCGGCACCGAAGCAAUGCUUCACAAACAGAUGUGCAUGUUAUAAAAAUAAAGUGCUUUGCGGCUCUAAGUGCCACACCAGUUUAUCUUGCAUCAAUAAAUAAGUUUAUGCAGUGACUUUUUAUUCGAUUUUUGCAUAAUUUGCUCGUGAUAAAAUAUUACUUUUUAUUGCUCUUCUCUCUCCUAACUCAAUAUUCCUACUAAUGCAAUGUAAUUAAAUUUGUUCAACUGUGUUAGAAAUGAAUUUAAACACAGGUAAGAAAAAGCACGAUUAGAUAAUAAAUCUUGAGGGCGGCGUGGAAUUUGGAACACUUAAUAAAUUUUCUUCUGCGACAUCACUAAUGACACUGACAAAUGACAAGUAAUAAACGUUGGAUGUUAAACGUUUCGCAGUCGAAACUCGAAAUAAAAAUAGUAAAUCCUUAAUUUUAUAUAAUGUUUCUUUGCUAAAUAUCUACUGGAAAUGCAAAUGGAUCUUUACUGAAUACUAAUACUGAGCUUUUCUCUGAACUUAUUUCUAAUUUAAAAAAAAUCUGUAAUAAGUCUGAAGUUUAUUUAAUGCUUUGUUUAUACUAUUUACCGCUUUGUUUAAACUUUGAUUUUCACUAUACAAAAGCAAGUCAUCUGCAAAUUGCAAUAUAUUAACCUGGGGUUUAUUUAUAUAAUCCAGUGUUUGUUUGGGAUGUAUACAAGUUUAACAACAAUGUUGACAAAGUUGCACCUUGCAUUGUUCCUUAAUUGGCCUGUUUAGGUCCAUGUAACUUAUUAUUAAAUUUAACAUAAUAUAUUUUAGUCCUGUCGUUUAAGAAAUUGAAAAUCCAAUUUAGAGUUUUUCCUGGUAUAAUCAAUUUAUGUAAAAUUUUGAUUUGGCUCUCAAUAUCAACAUUAUCAAAUGCACCUUUAACAUCUAAGAAUACACAAAUCACAUUAGAGUCUAAUCUUAGCUUUUUUGAGAUCAGCAAUGAAAGAUACAAAGGUUUCAGAGCAACUUCUACCUUUCCUGAAUCCAAACUGAAUAUCUGGUAACUUUCCUUCCGAUUCAGCAAAGUAAUUUAAUCUUAUCUUUAGCAUGUUUUCAAAGAGUUUACCUA